Molecule: messenger RNA, 1387 nt
Organism: Bubalus bubalis (water buffalo)
Lineage: Eukaryota; Metazoa; Chordata; Mammalia; Artiodactyla; Bovidae
Product: epidermal growth factor-like protein 6
Exons: 8
Coding region: 1-1212 (403 amino acids)
Cellular component (GO): membrane
Molecular function (GO): calcium ion binding
Source: RefSeq, a predicted model, not a curated record
AUGACCACCACGAUUGCCAUCACCAUCAUGCUUGUGGUUCCCAUCCUCGGGACCGGAGGCAGCGUCUCCCUGCCUCCAACCUGUGCUUUGUUCAUUUUGGCUGAUAACGCACAGAAUUGGAAGAGUUUGGCCGACGACAAUGUUAUGCAAUCAAGCCCGAACAACUUAGAGAUGUCAGGAGCAUUGAUAAGCAGGAGAGGAGGUUUCUGUGGGGGAGAUAUAAAUGAAUGUGCUGCGAAUACCCACACGUGCAGCCUCCAUGCCAAUUGCCUCAAUACCCAAGGAUCCUUCAAGUGCAAGUGCAAGCAGGGGUAUAAAGGCAGCGGACUGCAGUGCGCCCUUAUCCCCGAGAAUUCUGUGAAAGAACUCCUUAGAGCACCUCGUACCAUCAAGGACAGAAUUAAGAAGUUGCUUGCUCAUAAGAAUAGCAUGAGACAGAAGGUAAAAAUGAAAAACAUCGCAGAACCCAGAGGGACGCCCACCGCAAAGGUUGACUGGGAGCCCUUCAGCUCUGAAGAGAGCAUUUCCAGAGAUGGGAACCCUCACGGAGAAAAGAAGAGGAAUGAAAACAGAAAGAAAAAGAGGCUGGAGGAUGAGAAAAGAGAUGAGAACCAUGUGGAGCAAGAACAAAGCCUUCGUGGAGAUGUGUUUUCUCCUAAGGGGAAUGAAGCAAGUGAAGUUGAUCUGGUUCUGGUCCAAAGAAAAACUACAUCAUCCCAUCUGAAACACAAAGAUUUAAAUAUCUCAGUUGACUGCACCAUUGACCAUGGCGUCUGUGGCUGGAAACAGGAUAUAGGAGAUGAUUUCAACUGGAAUCCUGUGGACCAAGAUAGUGCUGUUGGCUACUAUAUGGCUGUUUCAGCCCUGACAGGUCAGAAGAAGGACAUAAGCCAUUUGAAACUUCUCCUCCCCAACCUGCAACCCCACAGCAACUUCUGUUUGCUCUUUCAUUACCGGCUGGCUGCAAACAAAGUAGGGAAGCUUAGAGUGUUUGCAAAAAAUAGGAACAAUGCCCUGGCCUGGGAGAAAACCUGGAGCACUGAUGAACGGUGGAGGAUGGGGAAAACUCAGCUGUAUCACGGAAUUGAUACUCCCAAAAGCAUCAUUUUUGAAGCUGAACGUGGCAAGGGCAAGACUGGAGAAAUUGCAGUGGACGGUGUCUUGCUGGUUUCAGGCUUAUGUCCAGAUGGCCUUUUACCUGUGGAUGGUUGAAUGUUACUGUUAUCUUUUAUAUCUUUAUAUUUGGCUUUUAUGUCAGUUCUCUGUUUUUUGACAGUAUAUCAUAGAUCCCCUCCCCCAUUUUAGAAAUACAAACUGAAAAUUGUGGUGUUCAAACAGACUCAUUAUUGUAAGAUGCCUUUCUUUAUACGAUAUACUGAUAUUUGCU